AUGGAUCACUUUCGUGUCGAACCUGUUUGUGUCAUGGAUGCGCACUCGGGCGGUGCGCAUUUAGUCCUCACUAUUGGCUUUAUUUUCAGCGGGGCGGUCGAUAGAGCCCAGAUUGAGUCCGCGGUCAAGGUUCUUGUUGGAAAAUGGCCAGUACUUGGGGCGCGUUUACGUCGUUCUAGUUCGAAUUCACAGGCACUGGAGGCUCUAAUUCCCGACUCCCAGCAUGCAGUCUUGGCUACCACAUUUUAUGUGAGCGCGCUCCCUACCACAAACUUUGAACCUCCUAACCCCCCCAGCAAGACCACACCCAAAGGAAUUCAUCAAGUGGAAACCUUGCCCGCUCGAACCUCGACCAUCACGACCCAGAGACUCUCUCGCAACCUCGAGCUCUAUUUCGAAAAGUCGCAGCCCACACUCGAAGAAUUAAUUUCAUCUGAAUCCUCCGCGUUCCGGCUUCACGUCUCGUGUUUGGCCGAUGCGACCGUUUUCGCGUUUACCUUUCCUCAUGUACUCAUGGACGCAUCGGCUGCAGGGUCAGUCAUGCGUGGCCUCGUCUCGGUUCUUGAAGGCAAAGCACCGUUGGACGAGCUCGAGGGCGACCCUUGGGCGGACUUUGUCAACACCACUCGCCCAGGAGCCGAUUUGAAUUUGAGAGGAUGGACAACGUACGGUCCUUCUGAUUUUAUGGCGUCCGCCGAGACGGAGCGCAUGGACCUCGAGCGAGAUGGCCCCAUCUCGCAGCGUACGAUUUAUUUUCCUCCGGCUGAGAUUGCACGACUGAAGGAGCAGGCGAUGCGCGAGCUAAAGGUGCUCGGGUUAGAGGUACCGCUCUUAAGCUCGGGGGAUGUAAUUGUUGCGUGGUUGUACAAGAAUUUUUAUGGGGACGAACAGUACGAUGCCGACCGAACGAGUCGUCUGAUCUAUGUUCUGGAUGCUCGAAAACGGCUGCCCGAAGCAUUUCCUCCUGACAAGGUGUAUCUCAAAAACGCCUAUAUUCUCAAUGUUACGAGCAAGUACGCAAAUUGCAAAAUACGCGAUAUGAGUCUAGGUGAAAUUGCGAGGCUUGUCCGAGAGCUUGUGACCGAGGGCUCGAAACGAGAAACCGUGUUGGAUCAUUUACAGUGGAAACAUGAUCAUGCUGGCGAGGUUCAAGUUCCAGUCCCUUCCGGCGAGCGAGUUUUAUUUGCAUCGAAUUGGCUGAUGUUCGGGUUCGGGGGCUUGAAUAUUUCCAAAGCUGUCAAACCCGGUACUGGUACCGGCGAGGUUUUGGAUAUAUAUUGGUGUAUGCCUGGUAUUCCUCGUGGAUGUGUCACAUUCCGAAGCAGUGAUGGAGGAAUCAACGCCGUAUUCGAUUGGGCAGAAGUUAACUGGACAUCCGGCUCAAUUGGGAAAUAUGCAAUCGAAAACAUGAAGACCAAAAAGUCUAAAAAGGGCAAGGCAAUGAAAAGGCUGCGCAUACAUUCACUUUUUUCGUGGUAUCGUCGUCUUAUUGCCACCCGACACUAA
Molecule: messenger RNA, 1506 nt
Organism: Rhizoctonia solani
Lineage: Eukaryota; Fungi; Basidiomycota; Agaricomycetes; Cantharellales; Ceratobasidiaceae
Product: Transferase domain-containing protein
Exons: 7
Coding region: 1-1506 (501 amino acids)
Source: RefSeq, a predicted model, not a curated record